AGUGGCUGUGUCGGAAAUUUCCUUCAAGGUUGAGAGAAGAGCUUCAAAAAACAAACCUUUUGCACGUGGCUGUCACCAGAUGUAACAAAGAGACUGUAAACAUUUUGUUAGAUCACGGUGCCAAUAGUAACUUGGUCAUUGGCAACAUGACACCACUUAUGCAUGCCGUGGACCCUGAGAUGAUACACUUAUUGAUACAACGAGGAGCUGAUGUUAAUUUUAAGACAGCUUCGUUCUAUGCUAAAACUGCCCUUACCCAUGUAUUUUCAACUUCAUACCAUGACCAACUGAGAAAGAAAUGGGCCUCUGAAAUGACAAGAGAAACUGAAUCAAUUUUUCUGGUUAAAAGAUUAGAGGAUGUUGUGUCUGCGAUUCUAGAGCAUGGGGCCAAUGUUAAUGAACUUGAUUAUUGUAAUAAGCCAUUACUGAAUCUAGCAACAAUAAUGGAUUUUUCAUUAAGUCUCAUGAGAUUUCUGAUAGGCGCAGGAGCUGAUGUCGAUGCUGGUAGUUUUGAAGGUCGCUCAGCGUUGCAAGCUGCAGUAAAUAAAGUGGGAAGCAUUCAAAAGGUAGAAUUGUUAAUAAAGGAAGGAGCUGAUGUCAAUCAGACAGACAGGCAAGGUCGAAGUCCAAUAUUUAGUUCCAAUGAUUGUGAAAUGACUGAAUUUUUAAUAAAGAAUGGGGCUGAUGUUAACCGGACUGACGAAGACGGUCAAAGUCCAAUAUUUAUGUCAGACGAUUGUGCAGUUACUCAGUGUUUAAUAAAGCAUGGAGCUGAUGUCAACGUCUUAGAUAAAAACGGUAACACCGCUCUUAUUUGUGCAGUGAAACAUUUCUUCUCUAAAGAACUUUUCGACCUUCUCAUCAGGGCAAGAUGUAGCAUCGAACACAAGAAUAACAGUGGCAAAUCAGCGCUGGGGUUGGCCAUGAGAUAUCAAGUCUAUGAUGCGGCAGAGUAUUUGCUUCAUGCAGGAGCAGACCUGAAUUCUUGCCUCAACGAUGCGAACGGAAGAACCUCCAUAGACAGACUGUUGCGAAAGAUGUGGGAUGAUCCAGAUUCAACAAGCCAUUUUCUUCAUCUCCUUUUAGAUCACAAAGCUAAUUUUUCCAACAUUAUACACCCGUGUGUUAUACACUUUCUAAUAGCUUCAGGUUGUUUCUCACUUGUCACAAAACUCAUAUGUUCUGGGUUGGGACCUACCGAUGCAAUACUUCAGAAACCUGUCAAGGGUUGGUACAUAUGUGAGGCUGGUGUAUCUCCUUUAGGUGCAGCUUUGCUUAUGAAAAACGUAGAACUGGCUCAAUAUUUCAUAGACAUAAGAUAUCUCACAAAGUCGGAUAUUGCUUUGAUCUUUAAAAAUGAUAAACUUUUCAAAUAUUUGAAAGAAGAUAACCAGCUAGAAUGUUUAAAGUUAUUCAAAAAAAUCUCACAGGAGCCAUUUUCGUUAGAGACUCUUAGUUUUGUCGCUGUCUCUUCGGCCAUUGGCUCAGGUCCUGGAAGGCAUGACCGAAUUAGAAGAACGAAACUACCAGUCCUUGUGCAGAGCCAAAUGUUAUACAAAGAUGCCACGCCGAGUGCCAAAUUUCAAGAUGAUAGUGACACAAGGAGCCUGGCUCUCUUUCGAUCCUUCUACAGAAACAUGACAGGUGAAGACUACGAAUUUUGCGACAGCGAUGCAUCUGAUUCUGAUGAUUUUAUUUUUUAUAUAGAUGAGGAUGAUUUGAGUGACAGUGACUUUUAAAAAAAAAUUGUUGAGGAAUGAUAUUUUCUUUUCGAAUGUGAAGGUUACAAAAAAUUCCAACAUUUCUUUAAUUAUAGCAUCUUUAGCUAUGUAGUCACUUUGUUCUUUUUUUUUUUUUUACCACCUUGAUUUUAAAGACCAGAAUAUAUUUGAAAUAUUUCAAUGUCGUGCUAAUGCACAACUUCAGAGUAUCUCUGCAUGUUUCAUUUCAAACCGAUUGAACAUGUAAAAAUAAAUUUGGAUUUUUUUUCUGUUUUUUUUAGGCCACGUUUAGUAUAUUUUUACAACUUGGAUUUUUCUUUUCGUUAAAAUUAUACCUUUUUGCUUCUUUUCUCCAUUCAAUUUUUACGCUGUUUAUUUUAGAUUUACUACCUCGUUUCAAUGUAAAACAAAUUCAAUGGCUAAUUAUUCCUGCUGGGGUUGCUAAGCUCAAAUUUCGUCGGGGGACGGGUAUGCACCGUGUAACAAGCAGAUCCUUUCAAAUAUAAUUUAAAAUUUUAGAAAAUUCUGCGUAAAAAUAUUCCUUCUACCAGUUAAUAAUUUUAAUUCACUAAAGAUCACGACCUUUUCUUUAGAUAGGGUGUUAAAUAAAUUUAUUCUUUAAGUUUUCAUCAAUUUGCGUAUUUUGUCACAUUGUGCUUCGGCUCACCGCUGUAUUUAUUACAUUUUGUGCCUAUCUCAGUUUAAACCUAGAAAAAUAUUGAGUUUCUUCUAUGCAUUACUGACUGUUUGUUCUAAAUAAU
Molecule: messenger RNA, 2482 nt
Organism: Lymnaea stagnalis (great pond snail)
Lineage: Eukaryota; Metazoa; Mollusca; Gastropoda; Lymnaeidae
Source: the annotation of a GenBank genome assembly